GAGAGCUGACUGUUUAUGCAACUCAUAGUGGACCGGCAAAAAAACAAGGACAGAUUUUACCUUACAUUUUAUACCAUGGCAGCUCUCAGUUGUAAACUUCUACCUUUGAUGAGAAGCAAUCUCUCAAACAAGACGCCUUGCCUUGCACACACUGUGCCCAUCAGUACGGUUCGUACAUUCAAAUGUGUCCCGAGACUCUUGCAACUGCAGAGCGCGCAGGGGUCAAAUGUACUGUCAGGGAAAGUGGACAGAUUCGGCGGAGUGACAGUCAACCUGGGUGACAGCGGUAUCCCCUCAGAUAUCAACGAAAGUGUUUUUAGUAACUUACUUCAAGAAUCCUUGGCACAUUGGAGGGCAGAAGGGCGGAUAGCAGUGUGGCUGCACGUGCCUAUAUCGCUGGGCAGGUGCGCAGCGGCAGCGUCGGUACAUGGGUUCACGUACCACCACGCCAGACACGACCGAGCCGUCCUGGCCUUGUGGUUAGCAGACGGGGAGAGCCGUUUGCCGGGCUUCGCUACUCAUCAGAUUGGAGUGGCAGGAGCUGUUGUUGAUGAGUCAAAUGGGAAGGUCCUCGUGGUUCAAGACAAAAACAAGACGAAAAACGCAUGGAAAUUUCCUGGAGGUCUGUCUGAUCCAGGAGAAAACAUUGGUGCCACAGCGGUGCGCGAGGUGUUUGAAGAGACAGGGGUCCACUCGGAGUUCAAGUCCCUCCUAAGCAUCCGGCAGCAACACAACCACCCUGGAGCGUUCGGCAUGUCCGACAUGUACGUGAUCUGCCGGCUCAGCCCUCUGUCCUACCACAUCCACUUCUGCACGCAGGAGUGCCUGCGCUGUGAGUGGCUGGACCUGGCAGAGCUGGCCAAGACCGACUCCACCACGCCCAUCACGUCGCGCGUGGCCAGGCUGCUGCUCCACGGGCUGCGGCAGGGCUUCCAUCACAUCGACCUCACCAUGGAGGAGCUGCCAGCCGUCUACUCUGGGAUGUUUUACCAGCUCUACCACCGCCAGCUGCCCUAGGAAUCCAGGCCCUAGCCCAGGAACUCAGGCACUAGCCCUGGGACCCAGGCCCCUAGCCAGGCCCCUGACUCCGGCCCUCCUAGCCUCUAGCGCGUCACUGCUAAUUGCACCAAUGUGAACUUGAUUAGCACAUGGAUGCUAACCACACUCUCUCUCUAAGUGCUUUUUUUGGUCUGGACUAUGUUUACUGAGUGAGUCACACACUGGUUCUCAUAAACUGUUACAAAA
Osmerus eperlanus (European smelt) is the source of this 1245-nucleotide messenger RNA. It is a transcript of the gene nudt6, whose product is annotated as nudix (nucleoside diphosphate linked moiety X)-type motif 6. The coding region runs from base 16 to 1017 and encodes 333 amino acids. The transcript has 5 exons. Lineage: Eukaryota; Metazoa; Chordata; Actinopteri; Osmeriformes; Osmeridae. The record is from RefSeq and is a predicted model, not a curated record. Gene Ontology annotation, molecular function: NAD binding; NADH pyrophosphatase activity; ADP-ribose diphosphatase activity.